Molecule: messenger RNA, 5655 nt
Organism: Cavenderia fasciculata
Lineage: Eukaryota; Evosea; Eumycetozoa; Acytosteliales; Cavenderiaceae
Exons: 11
Coding region: 1-5655 (1884 amino acids)
Biological process (GO): resolution of meiotic recombination intermediates; tRNA modification
Cellular component (GO): condensed nuclear chromosome
Molecular function (GO): single-stranded DNA binding; tRNA (guanine(46)-N7)-methyltransferase activity; protein binding
Source: RefSeq, a predicted model, not a curated record
AUGAAUAGUAAUAAUAAUAAUAGUAAUACAGAUAAUAUAUAUCUUCAAAGAUUUACAUCGACAACAACAACAAAGAAUACAAAUAAUGGUUCAACUAUCACGUCAAAUUACGGCAACUACAAUAAUAAUAAUAAUAAUAAUAAUAAUAAUAAUAAUAAUAAUAAUAAUAUUACUCCAAUGAAUACCCUAUUGUCAUCAAGUCAACCUACAAAUGAUGGAUUAUAUGACGAUGAUGGAGACAUAGAGUUUGAUUUUUGUUCAACUCCAAAUAAUAAUAAUAGUAAUAACAACAACAAUAAUAAUAAUAAUAAUACUAUAACUUCUCAAAACGAUGAUAGUGAAUUCUCCUUUUCUUUAACACCAGAAUAUGAUCCAUUCAAUUCUCCAAAAGUAAACAAGAAUAUUAUAGCUUCUACAACUACAAAAACAACAACAAAUCAAAAUCUUCGAGAUUAUGUUAAUGUCGAUGAUGAUGAUGAUGAUUUUGUUUUUGAUUUUACUGAUGAUGAUAAUAAUAGCAAUAAUAAUAACAAUAAUAAUAAUAUUAUUAUUAAAUCAUCUGGAGCGACAAAGUCAUCAUCAAAUGAACAACAACCAAAACCAGAAUUAUUUUUUAAUGGAUUGAAUGAUUUAGAUAGUUUUUUAAAUGUUGUAACAUUGAAUAGUCAAUUAAAAAUAUUAGAAAGAAAUCAACAAGAACAACAACAACAGCAUUGCAAACCAACCUAUACCCCAAAGAAUCAUUAUUUUAAUCCAAACCAUUUCAAGGUCUACCAAUCAUUGGUAUCUCAAAGAUCUAGUUUUCUAGUUUUACCACCUACACUAUCAUACCUUCCCAUCGUCCUUUUGUAUUUGUGUACUCUGAUUACAAAUUCAGGCAACAAAGUAAAGUGUCUUUGGGUAUCCUCUCAAUCAUCAACCAUUCAACAAGAAAAGAUUGGCCACUAUAUUCAAUCAAUACUAACAAAGGAAAAGUUAUCGGAUGGAUUCAUUAAUUGUUUGGAUGAAGCAUUUGUCAAUCAAUAUGAUGAAUUGGGAUCAAUCAUUUCAACAUCAAAAAUAUUAUUUAUAAAUCAAUCAACUUUAUCUCAAUUGAUUAAAAGUGAAAGGAUAUCAUUAAAAGAAUUUAAUCAUAUAAUUUAUGAUGCAUAUGAAAUUGAUCAUAAUAUAAUGGAGGAGAUUCAAAGUGAUAUUGGUGAAAUGAUUUUUGAUUCAAUUAGAGGUACCAUUUUAUUAAUUUCAAAUCAUCAUCCAAGUGAUUAUAAUUUAUUUUUCAAAAAGACACAAAUUCAAAAUAUAUAUUGUCAUGAAUAUAAUGAAACAUUGUAUCCAUCAAGAAAUGAAAUGAUAAAUGUUGAUUUACAUACUCCAAUUAUUAGGAUUAUCAAUAUUAUAUCAAAAUGUAUUACAAACAUUUCCAAUCAGUUGGCGUCGAGAAGAGUGUUUGAUAAAUCUCUACAACCAUCAGAUUUACCAGUCAAAUCAGUUACAUCACUAAUUAGUAAAGGAGUAGACCUCAAAGACAAUGACAAAAACCAAAUUGUUGAUAUUGACUUUUUAAACGAUUUAUUAUAUCAUCUAUCUAAUUUUGGUAUUGAAAUUUGUUGGAAAUUAUUAUUACCUCUUGAUCUUGGAAAAUUAUCAAAUCAAAUUAAAUCAAUUAUUGAAUUAAUUUCAAUUAGUAAUUCAGAGAUUGAAGCAGGAAUCAUUCAAGAUCAUCCAAAGUAUCAAGUAUUGACAAAUUGGGUACAAAACCAAUUACAAUUAUUUUGUAAUAAUUCAAGAUCAUUUGAUCAAUCAGUCCCAACCUUUUUUAAAGUAUUGGUAUUGGUUUUUAACAAUGUUUCAAUCGACUUGGUAUUUUCAAAUUUAAAAAAGAUUAAAGAUAUGAAAUUAUUUGCUUUAAAAGAUUUAAAAAAUUACAAUAUAAAAGAAAUAGUUGAUAAUUUUAAUUGUAUAAUAUUACCAGUUGAUGAAAUUGAAAUUAAUCAGUUUCCAUGGAACCUAUUUUCACUUAUUGUCGAAUUUGAUCGAUUCAAUGAUGAUAUUGAUCUGUCACUAUCAACAUUUAAUACAAAUAGUAUUUCAAGAAACUUUAAAUUUCAAACAACUUUGAAUUUCACUCCAUUACAAUGUAAAGAAACAAAAUUAUUUAAUCAAACUUGUAAAUUAUUAAAGGAGAUACAAUUUAAAAAAGAAAAGAGUAUUGAUGAAAAGAUUAAAAACCAAUAUCUACCAAUUGAUUUGAAAUCAUUGUCGUCAACAAAAAGAUUAGAUAGAUUGAAUCAAAUCAACAAUAGCAACUCAAUCUUGCCUACUACGGUGGUCAUUGAUACAACACAACCAAACUUGUAUAGAUCAAUUGGACGUGCAUUACAACUAUCUAUUCCUAUCAAAUUGAUAGUUGGUGACUCAUUUCUUCAAUAUGAAUCACUCUAUGACCACCUAGAGAAUGAUUACAACAUUGAAUUGGUAGAGAGAACUGUAGAUGAUGCCGACAUUGUAUUGGAUGAACGUCAUUGUAUCAAGAUUCUUAAUUUCAAAUCAGAUGUGUCACAAACCAUUACCUCGUUGGUUAAAUUGUCACACCAGUAUACCAAAUGUUGGAUCAUUGCCUAUAGCACCAUCAAGAAUGUAUUCUCACCAAACACCAAAGAAUUUAUUGCCAAAGUGAUAGGUGCUACAUGUUACUUGCCCGAGUCAUUUUCAGUCAACAUUGGUUACUCUUUCACUCAUCAACAAACUGCAUUAUUGAUUCGUGAAAUUUGUGAAUCUAUUCCAAUUGAUAAUCCAAAUUGGGAUUCAUUAGAAACAUGGGCAAAUAGAAAAUGGUUAAUUGGAACUGUAUCAAGACAUGAAGCAUUUUUAUCAGUGAUUCCAGGCAUGAACCCAUUCUCUUCCCAGUUACUUAUAACUUGGACCAAUUUACCUUAUUUACUUUCAAGUGAUUUAGAUACUUUGGAAAAAGAAUUUACAUGGGUUCCUAGUUAUGUUUGGGUAACUAUAGGUAUUAUAUUUGGAAAUCCAAAAGAAAAGAUUAUUAUUGAACAGAUCAAAAAGAAACCAAAAACAACAGUUGCAUUACAACUACAAUCAUCAUCGACAUCUUCAACUUCUCAUAACAAAUCAACUCCAAAAAAACAAACAAAAAAUAAUAAUAAUGGUAAAUCAUCACAAUCACAACAACAUAACAAUUCAUUAAAACAAACAACCAUUGAACAAUAUUUCCAUCCCCGUAAAAAGAGGAGAGAUAAAAAGAUGAAUACAAAGAGAAUAUUAGUUAGAAAUAUACCAAGUGAUAAGGGUAGAAAUGAAGUGAUAGAUAACCUUAAAAAGUUGUUAGGAGGUAAUGCUUCGGCAGCUAUCAUCACCAUCCCCGCUGCUAUACCCGCUGAUAUCGAUUUGAGCAAACAUCCAAAUACAAAUAUUGCUUUACUAUCAGUACAAGAUAUUACAAAGAUGCAAAUGAUACAACAAUUAUUAAAUAAUAAACCAUUUGGAAGUAAUAGAUUAAUAGUUGAAUAUUAUACGAUUAAACCUAUGGCUGCUAUAACUGCAUUGACAAAGAAACCAGCACCUCCAAUUGCUAAACCUUCACCUUCACCUGCAGCUGCACCAACUACAACCACUACUACAACAACUACAACUGAAUCGACGACGACACCAACUACAACGACUGAAACUACAAAGGCUGCUGAUACUACUACAGCAAAAAUUGAAAAGACUACGACCGUUGCAGCUCCCAAGAAAGAUGUAGGAGAAAAACAACCAAAACAACCAACAAAUAACAAGAGAAAGGAAAUUGAAAAGGAAGAAGGAGGAGCAGGAGAUGAUAAGGAAGAAAAGAAGGAAGAAAAGACUAGUCAACAACAAACUGUAAAGAAAGUAAAGAAUGAUAAUAAUAAUGAAUCGACCGAAAAGAAACAACAACAACCAAAAAAGAAAGAAAAUGAAACAACAAAGAAAGAUGAAACAAAGAAAGAAAAUAAUGAAACAAAGAAAGAUAAUAAUAAUAAUAAUAAUAAUCAAAAUAGAGAAAAGAAACCAUUACAAGUAAUUAAGAAUAAGAAAAAAGUAUUGAUGAUGAUUACAAAACAGAUUAGUGAACACAUUGAAAAGAGAGAUUUUGUAAAGUUUAGAUUCGCCUACAACUAUCUUCGUGACCACGAGUUGGAAUUGGAUCAUUUGGCAUAUGGAAUUGUGUUGAAUGCAUGUGUGCGUUUCCAAGAGUGGGAGAUGGAGAAGACUGUGUUUGGUCAUGUGCUUCAGAGCAAGGUUGGCCCCAACGAAGUCAUCUAUACGACACAUAUCAAGGCAUUGUGCGAGACGGAUAUGGCAGCAACCGAGCAACUACUAGACGACAUGGAAAAGAAUGGAGUCGAGCCAAACACGCGUACACUCAACUCUAUUCUUCGUGGAUGUGUUAGAGAUGGAAACAGAGGCAUUGCCGACAGAAUCUAUCAACGUGCGGUGUCGAGAAAAAUAGAGGAUGCUUCAACCAUUGAAUACAUGAUCAAGGUGUACUCACAGCAUCUAAAGAUCAACGAUUGUUGGACUAUUCUUACAAGCAAGUUUGAAGAGAUGGAGGAGACAUUGUCACCGGCCAUCUUUUCAAGGCUUGCUUUGGCGUCGCUCAUGGCAGGUGACUUGAAGAGUUCGACUCGUGCAUUGUCGAUUGUCGAUGACUUGAUGGCACGUGCACCUCAGUCUGUUGCCAAGAGCAUCAGCUCGCAUCGUGACAAGGGUAAAAAGUCAGAAGAGAACAAGAUCUCGGCCGGUCUGUUUGAGCGUAUCACCAGACAGGAAAUCAACGAAGAGAGUGAUCGUGUGCGUUCCUACCUCGUCAAACUCAAGAGUGGAGACGUCUCUAAAAAGGUCAAGAUGUUGUCGAUGGAGACUACUGCAUCCAUCUACUUUUCCCCCCUCACCUUUUCCCACGUCUACAAGGAUAACAUUGAUAUGCUCGAGAACAAGUUAUUCAUCAACAAAUUAUUCUUUAAUCGAAAGGAACAACAACAACAGUUGAAAAAGACAGCUGCCGAAGAAAGUGGAAAUACAGGCAGUAGCAAUCUUUACAAGAUUAAUAUCGCGGGUAACCAAUACAUCAACCAAAACAGAUUGGUCAAGAUGGAGAUUUGUAGUGGUCACGGUCAUUGGAUCAUGGAGCGUGCCAAGCGCGACCUCGAGUCUGACUGGGUGUCUGUCGAGAUUCGUUAUGAUCGUGUCUUUCAGAUUUGGACGAAAAAGGUGUUGGAGGACAUAGACAACUUGUACUUGUUGGCCGGUGAAGCACACAGUACCAUCAAGACCAAUGUGCCCGAUGGAUCGGUCGAUGAGCUCUACAUCAAUUAUCCCAACCCUCCAAUGUGGUACGGUGCCAAACGUCUCAUUGACGAACCAUUCUUGAAAGAGUUGAAUCGUAUCCUCAAGCGUGACGGUACUCUUACCAUUGUCACUGAUAACAGAGAAUAUUCAGAGUCGGUAGUCCGUCAACUCCAAACCAGUAAACCACUCAAACGUAUCUUUGCACCUGCCCAAAACAACGAUUACCUCGCCGAUCUUCCAGAGGAAUAUGGUUAUUCCUAUUUCAACAAACUUUGGUCCAAUGGUCAACGUAUUAAAAGAUAUUGUGUCUAUGCUAUUAAAAAGAGAUAA